CUUCAGUUCUGUAGUGAUUUCUCCAGAGAAAAGGUCAUUACGAGAAAUAUGUGGAGUUAUCUCAUCAUAACGUUGGAAGUAAUUGUGUUCGUAGUCAGUGCAGACAUCCGUUGUUCGGAUGGCUUCGUGGCACAACAUGGGAUAGUAUUUCCAUUACCAGGGUCGUGCCAAAAAUUUCUAGCAUGCGUAGCUGGGCACAUUGUAGAAUUGAACUGUCCCGAAGAAUAUUACUUUGACAUCGAGACGCUCGUUUGUAAGAGGGCAGAAGAAAUUGAAUGUGUGGAAAGUGAUUUCAUGGCUUCCGAUGAGUUAUGCAAUGACCCGGAUGAAAUAACAUCACAUCCUGACCCUCACAAUUGUGCGAAGUAUACGUUAUGUGUGGGAAAUGCAGCCUUCCCACAGGAAUGUGCCACUGGACUACUUUUCAACUCAGAGACUGGUGCUUGUGACCAAGCACAGAAUGUGUUCUGUAACUUGACCUGCCCGGCUGUGGAUACUUCGAUAGUAUUUUUACCAGAUUCUAGUCGCCAAAAUUGUGCCAGGUAUUAUGUCUGUUUACAAGGCACUCCACGCCCAAUGGAGUGUUCAAACUCGCUUUAUUUUGAUAUGGUAUCCGGCACGUGUAAGUUGGCACAGGAAGCAUCCUGCAGAAUACCAGACGUUGUUUGUUUGGAGCAAGAUGAGCUUUUGGAAAAUUCUAAAAGUUGUACCAGUUAUUACAAAUGUUCGGCUGGAUUUCCACAUUUCAAGCAGUGUGGUCAAGACGAACAUUUCAGCGAAGGAAUGUGUAUACACGGGCCUUGUGACACCACUACUGAAGCGACGACAACGACAACACCCGCUAGUACAACGCUGGAAUCAACUACUACAACUACAAUAUCCACGUCCGUUCCAACAUCUGUGCCAACCACAACAACAAGCGAACCGUCUACUACAACGACUACUAUUGAACCGACUACCACUACUACACAACCUACCAUCACUGCUGAUUCAACCACUACAACUGCAGAAUUAACAACUAUGGAAACUCCGAUAUCGACAACAUCCGUCGAACCAACAACUCCAACAACGGUGGAACCUAUAACUACCUCAACGACGGUGGGACCAACAACCACUUCAACAGUAGAACCCUCAACCACUACAUCGACAACUUCAUCGACAACCACCACAACAGUUGCAACCACAUCGACGACUCUCGCUCCAACUACUACGACAACUGUUCUGCCACCAAUCGAUGCAGCGGAAGUUUGUCGUGAUGUGACUAUUGGUAUUUUCCCGCAUCCACAUAAUUGUUAUCAGUAUUUCGUGUGCAUCUUCGGAUCCGGAAAAGAGGCUACCUGUCACGAUAGUGAAAUCUUUGAUCCGCAGUCUUCAGCAUGCGUGAUGGGUGAUCGAGCCACUUGCAGAUAAAAUUGGUGGAAUCGAAGUGUAUAUCGCAAACAGUCGUUUGUCUGUUUGGAUUAAGUUUAUUCAGUCGAGCAUCGUUCAUUUAUCUAGAA
Messenger RNA from Toxorhynchites rutilus septentrionalis, 1499 nucleotides. RefSeq names its product spore coat protein SP65-like. The transcript is spliced from 2 exons. Gene Ontology annotation, molecular function: chitin binding. The record is from RefSeq and is a predicted model, not a curated record. Gene Ontology annotation, cellular component: extracellular region. NCBI's taxonomy places the organism in Eukaryota, Metazoa, Arthropoda, Insecta, Diptera, Culicidae. Bases 49 to 1410 code for a protein of 453 amino acids.